Verticillium alfalfae VaMs.102 is the source of this 4566-nucleotide messenger RNA. RefSeq lists its product as hypothetical. The transcript has 4 exons. Gene Ontology annotation, biological process: telomere maintenance. The record is from RefSeq and is a predicted model, not a curated record. NCBI's taxonomy places the organism in Eukaryota, Fungi, Ascomycota, Sordariomycetes, Glomerellales, Plectosphaerellaceae. Gene Ontology annotation, cellular component: chromosome, telomeric region. The coding region runs from base 1 to 4566 and encodes 1521 amino acids. Gene Ontology annotation, molecular function: DNA binding.
AUGGCGGAGAAUGACCUGACUGCGCAGCUACGCGCGGGUCUGGGCACCGCAAUAGCUGAAUUGAAUCCCGAGCUUCAGGCCGCUCCAAAGCGCGUCAUUCGCGGCGAAAUCACCGUUUUCUGGCCCUACAGCCCUUUGCGAGAUGUCAUAGCCUUCAUCCUUGCGGAACCGACUUCCGACUGCGCCGCGAUCGUGGCACUGUUCGAAUCGAAAUUCACAGGUGCUAGCGCGAAGGCUGUCGCGGACCUUGGUCUUGGAGGCGGUGAUGAGGUGAUACUUAGUCUCGAUGGAGCUGCAUGGGACGCGCGGGAUACUCGUAUGCCUGCUAUCGGCACUCCGCUGGAAUGGCAGCUUCGUUUCAAUCACAAGCUGUUGGCGCUAGUCGCGCGCGUCGCCCAUGAAGACACGAAGCUCCUCAAUAUCGAUCUACCCCUUGACAAAGCACAACAGCCCGAAAAGUCAGACGUAGCCGCUCUGGCAGCCGCCAUUCAAGAUCACGGCCCAGAAGGGUCGAUAACGCCGCCCCGUGAUCCAACCCCAGAGACGACACUUCGAACAAAACGUCCUGCAGAAGGCAUCUUGGAGCCAGGAGAGUUCGCCUCGCCAGCCUUCCUCAAGCGGGCGCGCAUUUCAUAUGGCUCACUCUUCGAGGGCGGCCCAGAUCCGUUCGACGACAGAGGCGAUGUCCAAGGCAAGGGGCGGAAAACCCCCAAGGCUGGUCGAUUUAGUAGCGCAUGGAGAUAUGCAAGCCGAUCGCCGACCCCGGAUGUUGAAGAAGCCGAGGAGGUCACAAGCGAUGACCCGACCAACGAUGGUCCGACGGAAACGCCUUCAAAACAGGUGUCCAUGGUUGAUGGGGGUUGCCAAACCGAUGAACUGGGGGUUUCUCCUCCACACCAUGUCGAUGUGACGGCUGAGCCUCGUAUUCACGGACUUGGGGCUUUCGACACCCCUAGCAAGGUACCAGCAGACGCUCACCUCGCAAUCCCUUCGUCCGUCCUGCAAGCCGGGCCGGGGGUAUCCCCAGCAUUGGGUGACCGAUUUGCUCCCCUGCAUCAGCCCGACUUUGCUACUGUACAGCCGUCGUUCAACACCAGCGAAUUUGGUCAGCCGCAACCAGACCAGCAAUAUGUGCAGGACAUCGAGCACUCUUCGAAUGGGAUCUUCGCUGCUCAAGAACACUACAGCAUGGACAUGGAUGCAUUCCCUGACCCACCAACCGCCCACUCUACGCAGUCGCACCAUGAUUACCCUCCGAUCGAAGAGGAAGCAGAUUCGCAUUUCGCCUCGCAGGUGGCUUCGUAUCCUCCCUUGACCCAAAGACAAACGCCCCCGGCUGGGGAUCCUUUACAUGGCUCGCCACACCACACGGUGUUCGUCGACCGAAUUGUUGAACCGCAGCAGCCACCUUGGGGAUUUGAUGCUACCUCGACAUCUUACCCUGAUCCUUUGGGAGAGGCGCAUACCGCUGACGUAAUUGAUGUUCCAUCAAGCCCUGUGGCCCGUCCCAACCUGCAUUUUGUAAAUGGCUUGGAAGAGGUAGGCCACGAUCAAGGGGACGAGGAUGCCAGCGCAGACCCCGAAGACGAUAUUCAUAUUCAUGAUCAGGAUGGUCCGGAGGAGGUGUUCGGCGCCCCGACUUUCAGUGAGAGGGAUUUUGAGCCGUCUAAUAUUCAAUCUUAUGCGACCUCUCGCAGUAGGUCUGCAUCUCCAGGGCGUGGCAAUGAUGAUGAUGAUGAAGAAGGAGAAGAAGAAGAAGAAGAAGAAGAAGGUGAAAUGGACGCCGGAGGAGAUUACGACAUUACGCAAUAUCGAAACCAAAGCAAUGUCCAGGACGACGACGAGGGUUCAGACUUGGAAUCUGACUUUGGACAGGAAGAGGAGGAAGAGAUCUACAAUCCUCGCGACUCGGAGAUUGAAGAGGAUCAGCUUGAUGAAGAUGAUGAGGAGGAACUCGAAGGGGACGAUGACGAUGGGGCACUCGAAGACUACUCUGAAGCUGAAUCCCCUACAGCUCUAGCGCCCGCCAAACCAAAUGUUCAGCCAGCAGCAGUCAAAUCCGAAUAUCCGUCUGUACCGCAAUAUGACGGUUCCGCGGAUGAAAUGGAUAGUCCGUCUGGCGAGGAAGUGGUUGAUCGCCGUGACUCUCCCGAAGACGGCACUUCUGAUCUUGGCAGCGAGGCUGCAUCAGAACACGACGAAUCGGAGGUAGAGAGCGAAGCUGAGGACGAAGAGGACCUGAGCAGCCCGUUACUUGUGGAAGUGCCCGAAGAUGUACGGGAACCGACCGACGAUCCAGCUGCAUCAUCGCCUCUCCUCGAAGAUGAUUUGGAGUCGAUGAGCCCGAUCAAGCCACUUCAGGUAUCGAGUCAGAUACCUGAAAAUGAGAGCAUCGCCCUGGAUAGAGCUGAGGCAGAAACGGACCAACUCGAUGCGGAGCUGGAAAAGGAGAUGCAACAGACUGUCCAACAAACUGUCCAAGAAGAUAUACCCCAAGCCUUGGAGGUCAGGUCGUCGGAGAUCCUGAUCGUUGAGAAGACUACACUUGUAGAGGAGCUUGGGCAGGGCUUGUAUCCAAAACCCGACGAAGAAAUGCUGGAUACCACUCCGGACGAAGCUCUCUCCACUACGGCACCGAUGACUGCCCCAGAUGACGACACAGAAAUGGUGGGCCAAGUUUCUUCCCCUAUGAACUUUGCUCCGUCCUCUCCCAUGAGAGACACCACGAGGAGAGAAGAGGGACAGCUGGAACCGACACCAGAUAAUGCGACUGUCGAAGUGCGCCCCGUCUCCCCUACCAGCGCGAUACCGGGUCCACCUGAUGCCCCUCGAGAACUUGAAUAUCCAGAAACAGUUCCGGCUCUUCCCCCACAAGUUGACGCACUUGGCCCCAAUCCGCACACAGAUGCAAUUCCCCAUGCAUCGGACGUUGAUCGCAAAUCUUCGCAACCGCCUGAACAUGGUGAGCAGCGUGUGUUGCCGCCAAAGACCAGCUCUAGCGUGACUAGUGAACCUCCUCAGCAAGACAUGCCUCUGGACAUAAGAGGUAGUGCCGAAGUCGAAUCCGAAGAGGAGCCCUCGGAUUCUAUGAAUGGACACGUGCGCUCAGCCGAUGCAACAAACCCAGAACCUUCGCUGCCAGACGUGCCAGACGCGGCGGAAACAGUCCCAGAGGAUGAUGAGAAGGAGGAUGUUGUUAUGGAGGACAGGUUUUCUGGAGAUGCCGAGUCGCCCAAGGUCACUCAUACGUAUGAAGGGAAUGGACUGGAUACCCCCAUGGAGGAUGCAAAUGCUCAACUCCUUACGCCUCAUGACACUCAGCAGCAAGAAGUCGAAAAGGAAGGAGAAACUGAAGAGGUAGCCGAGGUGCUAUCAGCAGCAGUCAUGCCAUCCGUGGUUGUGACAAAGCCUGGAGCAAAUGACGAGACUCCUCAUGAACAGCAGCAGCAGGGUCCCGAGACGCCUCAUCCGUCAACCGAAGACUGGAUACAGAGUGCCAAGGCAAGUUCGCCAGCGACAAGUGGGCAUUGGCCCGAGACCAGAUCACAAACGGGCCAUCUACCGCCAGACGUGGAACGUGCGCCAACAGCUACAGCGCCAGACGAAGAAGCUCAUCUUGAGGCGGACCAGGAACAAACGGUUGUCAAAAGUGUUGGCCAUCGUCCAGAAACAAGAUCACAAUCGAGGCCUCAAUCACUGGAGCCCAAGGCAUCGUCACCUCAGCCGACUACAGUAUCUAGUCCUUCUGGCCAAGAGAAUGACGUUGAAGACACGCCGGCCACAAAGACACGCUCGCAACGACAGCGGAGUCAAAGCAAGACAAAGGCCGACGAAGUCGAAGAAGGCGAUCCCAGUAUCAAGCUGGCGCGAGCAUCGGCAACGAACAAGCAAAAGGCUGAUCAGGGCGAUGACCCGAGCGUCAGGCUCGCUCGAGGUUCCAUUGCCAGUAGGCGGUCGACCAGGCUAUCCGACUGGCAGCCGACGCCCGACACAGUUCGGGUCACUCGAGCGGCGUGCCACAACCUGCAGAAGGAGGCGACCCCCGAGGCGGAGGAGGACUCAAGCGUGCAGCUGGCGAAAGCUGCGCUCAACUCGCCGUCCCGUGCCGCCAAGGAGAGAGCCGAAGAUCAUUCUCCGGCUGCCAUCAAGCUCAAGCUCAACCGCUCGCUGCGAUCAGACGUGCCGGACUGCAUCUCGCUCAAGGUGUUUCGCCAGCAGCCCCCGGGCAAGACGCCCGUGCUAGUGCAUAUUUUCCGGGUGCAAAAGUCGGCACUGCCCAUUGUGCAUCAAGGCGACGCCGUGCUCCUUCGGCAGUUCAACGUGACCAACAUCCAGGGAAAACUCGGCCUCCGAUCCACGGACGCGUCGAGCUGGGCCGUCUUCGAGGGCGGGCCGGACGACGAGCGGCCCCCGCAGAUCAUGGGUCCACCCAUGGAGCUCUCGGCGGGCGACAAGGAUUUUGCCGUGCUCAUAAAGAAGUGGUAUCACAGCAUCGAAGACGCUCCCAAGGCACGCUGGAGCAAGGCCGGCGAGAAGGCAUUGGGCGCGGGGGAGGAAAGCAAGUAG